GACACGCUAUCAUGGAAACAUCAGGUGUCUUAUUUAUGUACUCGAAUUUCUAGAAACACAGGAAUUGUUGGCAAACUCAGACACUGCACCUUCCUUUUACAACUUAAACAACUAUACUAUAACCUGAUCUAUCCUUAUAUAUCUUAUGCGAUGACCUCCUGGGGCAGUGCAUUUACUACUCAAAUUAAAAAAAUCCAAACAAAACAAAAUCAUGUUAUCCGCGUUAUGUUCUUUGCCACCUUGUUUGGACCAGAUACAGACAGUGCAUUACCAUUACUUAAUUUAUUGGAUUUACUUACUGUU
Messenger RNA from Porites evermanni, 303 nucleotides. Lineage: Eukaryota; Metazoa; Cnidaria; Anthozoa; Scleractinia; Poritidae. The record is from the annotation of a GenBank genome assembly.